AUCUGCGCUCCCAGCCGCGGGAUGAAGUCCAAAUGAUGUCGAUAAAGAUGUCGCAAAAGAAGAUAUUUCUGGUCCUCCUUGUCAUCUGUACCGUCAGUUUUCUACUGCACAAUGGAGGCCACUUCAACUGGAGCAUGGAGGCCUUCCAUCUUCGAUGCUCUACCCUUCGCUCUCAGAUUACCCCAGGUCUGAAGCCUAAGCACACCAACAUUGUCUUCCUCAAGACCCACAAAACGGCCAGCACCACAAUGCAAAACAUGUUAUUUCGAUUUGCGGAGCGCAACAACUUGACAAUGGCAUUGCCUAAACCAAAUUGUGGUCACCAGUUUUGUUACCCACAAUUAUUUUCCUCUCACUUUGUUCAUCCGCAUACGCUACCACCAAACAUGAUCACGAGCCACAUGCGCUUCAAUAAGACUGCACUGCAACGCCUGAUGCCAAAUGAUACAAUAUACAUCACAAUCUUGAGAGAGCCAGCUUCCAUGUUUGAAUCUUUGUUCACUUACUACAGCCGCCACAGUGGGAGCUUCAGGAGGGUCCCAAAUGGCUCUCUGGAGGCCUUCUUAGCAGACCCUUUACGGUACUACCGGCCAGAAGAGGCAGAUUCUAUGUAUGCACGCAACACCUUGACCUUUGACUUGGGUGGAAACAAAGAUCGGACAGCAACAGAUGUGACUUAUGCUCAGGCCUUUGUGGCAGAAGUGGAGAAAGUUUUCUCCUUGGUGAUGAUUUCUGAGUAUUUCGAUGAAUCUCUAGUUCUUCUUAGUCAUCUCCUUUCUUGGGAUUUGGAUGAUAUUGUAUAUGUCAAGCUCAACAUGCGAACAGAAAGUUCCAAAAAAAGUCUGUCACCAAGUCUCCCUGCAAAGAUUCGUACCUGGAAUUCAAUAGAUGCAUACCUUUAUGACUACUUUAAUGCCUCAUUAUGGGUCAAACUAUCAGCUCUAGGUCUAGACUGUGUGGCGAAGGAGGUGUAUCUUCUUCGACUGGCCCAAGAGAGGCUAACUAAAAGCUGUUUUGGUGGGCAGAUGCCAGUUCCUCGUUCAGCUUCUGAGAUAAGAAACAAGGAUCUUCGUCCUUGGCAGCCUAGUGAGAAAGUUGGCAUAAUUGGUUACGAUCUGCCAUUAAAUAUCAGCCAUGAGGCAAAGGAGCUCUGCCUCAAGUACAUUAUGCCAGAGAUCACAUACACACAAAAGCUUCUUCACUCCCAGUUACUGCGACACCGUCAAAGUUUUCAGAAUCGAACUCCACAGAAGUCAAAUAUACCCCAACAAUCUAUACGCACCACCCCGCCUCGUCAUUCUCAGGUUCAUCGCACCCAACCACCACCUUCUAAUGCUCAAGGUUCUGCUUCAACAACAAAGUCUAAAUUUACCCUAAACCAAGGUACAGGAACAUCAAAGUCAGGGCCUAAAUCUUCAAACACCAGUGUCUUGUAGAUUUUAAUAUAAUAGCAGUGCCCAAAAGACUGCAUGGUCUACCCUUAAGACAAAGAUGAUUGGUUGGUA
Nematolebias whitei (Rio pearlfish) is the source of this 1505-nucleotide messenger RNA. Its product is annotated as galactose-3-O-sulfotransferase 3. Gene Ontology annotation, molecular function: galactosylceramide sulfotransferase activity. The coding region runs from base 33 to 1436 and encodes 467 amino acids. Gene Ontology annotation, cellular component: membrane. The record is from RefSeq and is a predicted model, not a curated record. Gene Ontology annotation, biological process: glycolipid biosynthetic process. Lineage: Eukaryota; Metazoa; Chordata; Actinopteri; Cyprinodontiformes; Rivulidae. The transcript has 3 exons.